UCUUCUUUGGAUGAUACUGGAGAGUCUCAGUAUUCAGCUUCAUCAUGGCUGGAUGCUUGUUGUUUGUCAUCCUCAUGUGUUCCUUGCAUGAGAUGCCGGUUCAAGGACAUCCUCCACCUACACUGACAGUGAAUCCACCAGUGAUCACAGAGACAGACUCAGUCACACUGAUCUGUCAGGCUCCAUCAGCGGUUUCUGUGUAUCAGUGUUAUUUCUACGUCGUGGUGCGAGAAACUACGAAAGGCUUCUCCUGUCUACAGACACUGACAGGGACUGAGCUGCUGUUUUUGGCACAUCAGAGUUCACCUGCCGAGGUUCAAGUGACAUGUUUUUACACUGUAAAGCUUGGAGAUGUAAAUUCUCCAUCUCAAUACAGUGACAUGUACUCCAUUACCAUACAUACAAAGUGCUUUCGUUGCCUAAACCUAACCACAGACAAGACUCUAGAUGCAAGCCUCGGUCUCUUACGUGACAGUUGUGCACUUUGUACGUCCGCCAGCCACUUCAACCACUUCCUGGUUCUGAGAAACUUAAUGGUCGGGAUCCUCAAAAUGAGAACUCUGACACACACCAUGUGUACUCCACCAUCUCUGAGGAGCCAUCUGCAUCAGCCCUGAAGGAUUUGGUGUACAGCACCCUGCAAGCACAUUGAAACCUGUAUAGGGGAACAGAAAGCAGAAUGCCUAGAGAACUGUUUUUAAACGAUGUGUAUUUUUUAACCUUGUCUUUUAUAUUGUAUUUUAUUAUCUACUAGGGAGGUAAAUUGACGUAGGUAAUAUUUUUGUUCUGAUGUUGACCUGCAAGAAGCCUUUGAUCAGGCAACCGUGGAGUCCUUUCCAAACUAAGGACAGUUGGCAUGAUUGAUACAGUUCUUAGCUGUGUGGCUUUUUAUCUGUCAGGAAGGGACCAGCAGGUUGAUGUUGGGGAGUAUCUUUCUGAGCCUAUAGCUGUCACUUGUGGAGUGCCACAGGGCAACAUCCAGGGCACCCUCCUCUUUUUAAUUUAAGUUAAUGACAUGAAAACAGCAGCUUUUAUAUUUAGGUAAGUCCUAGUCUAUCUUGUUUAAAUUGAUUAGGCUAAGGAAUAACUCUGACCAGGAUAUUACAGUAAGAUUGUUGUUAGUUUGUGGUAUGAAGCCCUUUCUCAAACUUGGAAACACGAACUCCAAGAAGCCCAAAAGAAACUAGAGAGAAUCAUCCUCGGACGUAGUUCGAGGAGUCAGUUUGACAGUGUUUACUUUGACAUGAGUAUCCUGCUUAUUCGGGAGAUGACGUUUACAUGGAACACAAAACAUAGAAAUCUGGUUACGCAUAUUCCUAUAUACAUGAUAAUUACUAGUAUCCUGGCAGUUACUGAUUACUACAUGCUAUUUGCGCAGGUGCCUGUGAUGUGUAUAAACACAAACUGCAAAUUUUGAAAUCAUUAAUCUGACAUUCCUGCAACUGCUAAUUUUAAAUAAAUUUGACUGUGGUUAUUGAGAAGCCACUUUGGCUUCUAUCAGCCUUAACACGACACGUAGUAUAGUGUUUACUUAUAUACUUAGCAACAUUUCUUUAGUAUUUUCCACCGUGACCUGACUUGUUUCACUGUAUGUGUUGGGAAACCGGCCGCAUGUAACCUGUUUGCUACAGAAUUGAAAAGGUCAGCAUUCUGAUGCUUUCUCCCACCUAAAUGACCAAGUACAUUUAAGUCUUUCAUUACAGAAAGAUAAAAAAAUUCUGUGUCUUCAUUGCUCCAAAAGUGAGAGGCUUUCACUGCUGCUACUGUUUGUGUUUUUGUUAUAUCACUUGGCAGUAUUCUGAAACCUCAAUAAGAUGUAUAUAUACAAAAUUGUACCGAUUUCUUUUGAUAUCCACAUAUCCACAAAGUGUUUAUUGCCAAUGCAAAAUGUUCAUACUAAAUCUAUCUGCAAAAUGUUAUUUAGAAAAAUGUUUCAUUGGAUAUCCUAAAAUAUCUGUUGAAACUAAACCCUGAGUAAUGUUUUUAAGGUUAUGUUAAGGCAGCUCCAAGCACAUAAUUACU
Xiphias gladius (swordfish) is the source of this 2022-nucleotide messenger RNA. RefSeq lists its product as uncharacterized. NCBI's taxonomy places the organism in Eukaryota, Metazoa, Chordata, Actinopteri, Istiophoriformes, Xiphiidae. The transcript is spliced from 6 exons. The record is from RefSeq and is a predicted model, not a curated record. The coding region runs from base 45 to 617 and encodes 190 amino acids.